AUUCAAUUGAAGUCAUAAAUUAGGAGAAGAUCAACUAAAAAAGAAAAAGUAGAUAGAUCGAUCGAAAGAGGAGGAACCAGUAGCAUAGCACUAGCAGCAGCAUUACUUACCGACGCAUACGCCGACACAAACACAAUCUCAACUUCAUUUCAUUCAACUUCGAGAACGAAGCAUGGCUAUGAACAAAUCAAGUGUUACGCUAUUACGAGCAACUUUGAUAAUAGUUGCUGUAUGCAUAGCAGGUUAUAUAUUAGGUCCACCACUCUAUUGGCAUUUCAAAGAAGGUUUAGCUGCUGUUAAACACUCUUCUUCUUCUUCUUCUUCAACUUGUUCCCCUUGUCUCUGUGAUUGUUCUUCUCAACCCACUUUCUCAAUUCCACAAGGGCUGAGCAACAUUUCCUUUGGAGAUUGUGCUAAGCCUGAUCCAGAAGUUAAUGGAGACACCGAAAAGAAUUUUGCAGAGCUAUUGUCGGAAGAACUAAAGCUACGUGAAAGUCAAGCUUUGGAAAAUCAGCGACGAGCUGACAUGGCUCUGCUUGAAGCAAAGAAGGUUGCAUCUCAGUAUCAAAAGGAAGCAGACAAGUGUAAUUCUGGUAUGGAAACGUGUGAGCAGGCAAGGGAGAAAGCCGAGUUGGCAUUAGUCGCUCAGAAGAAAGUAACUUCUUUGUGGGAACUCCGAGCUCGCCAGAAAGGAUGGAAAGAAGGGGCUGCGAAAUCUAAUACUCAGUCUCAAGGAAAAGUACAAACUUCUUAGAAACAUAGCAUGGCCUCCUCAAUGGAGUGUUUCUUGCAUAUCACUUUUCAGUGUGUUUUUAACUGCUUGUAAUAGUAUAUCAUGUAGUUCUCAUAUGUGAACAUGAAAGGUUAAGUGUAAAAUACAAAUGUUUUAUUUCUACCAUCCAGUUUUGGCCAUUGAUUCCACAUGUACCACUAUUAAAAGCUAGAAAUCGGUGUUUUUGUUUACUGUGAUAAAGCUUUACAUGGAAAAUAUUUUACAA
This is a messenger RNA of Medicago truncatula (barrel medic), 998 nucleotides long. RefSeq lists its product as uncharacterized. The transcript is spliced from 3 exons. Bases 173 to 754 code for a protein of 193 amino acids. The record is from RefSeq and is a predicted model, not a curated record. NCBI's taxonomy places the organism in Eukaryota, Viridiplantae, Streptophyta, Magnoliopsida, Fabales, Fabaceae.